Cotesia glomerata is the source of this 1392-nucleotide messenger RNA. RefSeq lists its product as uncharacterized. Lineage: Eukaryota; Metazoa; Arthropoda; Insecta; Hymenoptera; Braconidae. The coding region runs from base 127 to 831 and encodes 234 amino acids. The transcript has 2 exons. The record is from RefSeq and is a predicted model, not a curated record.
AUUCAAGACACAUGUCCAUUCGAUUCUAUAAUUCAAUUACUUUUUAAUGGAGUACUGGAAAAUGAAAGCUUCAGAGAAUAUGCAAAUGGAUCCGAAAAUUUGAGUUUUAAACUUGCUUUAAAUUUAAUGAAAAAUGGCGUUACGAAGAACCCGAAAAUAUACAAUGAACGAUUUUCUAUUUUGUAUAAAUUUUAUAAGGAAAUAGAACCAAGGCAAAAAAUGCAGUGGACAUCCACAUCUGACAAAAAAAAAAGUAAAGCUCUUGUCAUAUCACGUGUAAUUGACUGUAAUGACAAUGUGACUAGAUUAUGGAAUAAUUUGUUUCAAGACGAGCCUAGUUUAUUCGAAAAUUUUCUAUGUGAAUCACAACAGUGUAAUUUUCAAUUGAGUAAACCAGCAAUAGGUGUAGAUUAUCAUGUUCUACUGAAAAAUGGAAUUCAGGAUUUGCAGUCUGCGUUGAUAUUUCGCGGUUCUUUUAAAAAGCUUUGUCCGGUUUGUAAAAGUAUACAAACUUGUGAACAAAAACUCAACAUGUAUAUUUAUAUUGAGCUAGACAUACGGUUGCGUAACGAUAUUAAAGGCUUAUCAUGUAAACUAAGAAAUUUUCCCAUUAUUUUAAAUAUCAAAGAAAGUCAAACUAAAGUCCUACGGUAUCGUUUGUGUGGAGUUAUUGGUCAUAAUGUGAAUCAUUAUAUUGCAUAUUGUCGAAGAUUGUCAGGAAUUUGGCGAUUCUAUAACGAUAUGUUACCAGCAUCACAAAUAAUAGGUGACCAUACUGAAAUUGUGCCACAUGGAGUACUUUAUUUACGAGAAAAUUCAGUAGACGAAUAAGUAAUUUUAUUGCAAUUUUAUGUUUUGUUAUUACGAUGUCAAAAUGAUUUUUAUUAUUUUACCAAAAACAUACUAUUUAAUGUUAAAUGUUAUUUUUAAAAAAUUUUUAUAUUUGUAAUGGUAGUAUUGUUAAAGCAGAGUUCUUCAAUUUUCAAAAAAUUUUAUUGAUAUAUCUUAUCAAAAGUAUAUUAAAAAUUUAAUUUCUUAGAUUAUUUUUCUGCAUGACUAUUAAAAAUAUUAUUUUAUACUCAAAUAUAUGCUUAGGUCAAAAAAUGAACAGAAAAGUUCAUAAAAAUUUAAUUAUUUGAUUAAUUCAGUAAUGUUAUUUGUCAUAGUUAUUUAUUAUAAAGUUAAUAUCUUAAGUGUUUAGUUUACUAAUAGAUCUAUCGUUAUUUAAUGAUUGUUCUUUGGCUAGUGUAAGUGCAUCGGUGUACAGCAUUUUAAACUCUAUUCAAAACCAGCUGAUUUUUGCUAUAUUUUUCACAUAAUGAUGAAUAAUUUGUAAUAAGAGCUUACGAUGUGAUUAUUUUCAACAACAAUAAAAGGUGUAUUGAUAACAAA